AUGGCCAUUGUGGAGGGCAAGGAGAAGGACGCCAUCCUUUGCUGGGAUUUGAUCUCGCUUCAGGUUGUGGCUCGCCUAGACCUAAGCGUGCUACCAGGAGGUGGCAGCUGUUCAAUGCGCUGCGCGGGCUGUGAGGUCUUGGCCUUCCGGGAGAGCCAGGAGGAGUUCAAGCUCUGGCAUCUGGAGCGGGAGCGCACGGACCUCGAGUCACCCAAGAAGCGGAGGAAAAAGGAGACGGCCAUGAGCUUCACAGAGCAGGUCUCUGCCACUCUGCCCGAGGGCCUCGUGGAUGCAGCCUUCAUGCGGAGAGACGACAGCGAUGAGCACUCCAUCCUGUGCUGGACGACCUCCCAGUUGCUGUGGGAGGUGGACUUUGCGGAGUCCUCGGACGCCGGGAAGCUGCAGGAGGAGGAGCGAUCGGAGCGUUCGGUCCAAUUGGGGGGAGGGCACCCUCUUCAGGUUGCCUGGGGCAGUUAA
Messenger RNA from Effrenium voratum, 477 nucleotides. NCBI's taxonomy places the organism in Eukaryota, Dinophyceae, Suessiales, Symbiodiniaceae. The record is from the annotation of a GenBank genome assembly.